GGGAGUUGCGUCUCUCGUCGCGAGAAUAAAAAUCCUCUCCCCCUUCCGAGCUCUUCCCAACUCAACUCCUUCCUCUUCACCUUGGCAGCCGCCCACGCUGCCCACCGAGAGAGAGAGAGCGAGACGAGAUCUCCCACUUCUAAGCUGGGAGAAUAAUGGCAGCUUCAUCAGUAUGCCUGACUACAAAACCAAGAUUUACCAAGGAGAUUUUUGGAAAUCAUCUGACUUAUUCAGCAGGCCUUCCUUCACUCUCUGUUUUGUCUCGGCCAAUCUCUGUUUCUGCCUCUUUGGACCAGAAGCAGCAUGAAGGAAGAAGAGGAUUUCUUAAAUUGCUCCUUGGAAAUAUUGGAUUAAGCUUGCCGACCAUAGUGGGUGCAAGGAAAGCUUACGCUGAUGAUCAAGGUGUAUCAUCUUCAAGAAUGUCAUAUUCAAGAUUCUUAGAGUAUCUAGACAAGGAUAGGGUGAAGAAAGUUGACUUGUUUGAGAAUGGAACCAUAGCUAUAGUGGAAGCUGUUUCUCCUGAGCUUGGCAACCGGAUCCAGAGAGUCCGUGUGCAACUUCCCGGUCUUAGUCAGGAGCUUCUUCAGAAGUUGAGAGAGAAGAAUAUUGAUUUUGCUGCACAUAAUGCUCAAGAAGACUCCGGAUCUCUUUUGUUCAAUUUGAUUGGAAACUUGGCAUUCCCCCUUAUCCUAAUAGGAGGUUUGUUUCUUUUGUCGAGACGGUCAUCUGGUGGGCUUGGUGGACCUGGAGGCCCUGGCUUUCCACUUGCCUUCGGUCAAUCAAGAGCCAAGUUCCAGAUGGAACCUAAUACGGGGGUCACUUUUGAUGAUGUUGCUGGAGUAGAUGAAGCAAAACAGGACUUUAUGGAAGUAGUUGAGUUCCUGAAAAAGCCCGAGAGAUUCACUGCAGUGGGAGCCCGUAUUCCUAAAGGUGUCCUUCUAAUAGGUCCUCCAGGAACUGGAAAGACUCUGCUUGCCAAGGCAAUUGCUGGUGAAGCAGGUGUCCCAUUUUUCUCAAUUUCAGGAUCUGAAUUUGUAGAAAUGUUUGUUGGUGUCGGUGCUUCACGAGUUCGUGACCUUUUCAAGAAGGCCAAAGAGAAUGCUCCUUGUAUUGUGUUUGUUGAUGAGAUUGAUGCCGUUGGUAGGCAAAGAGGAACAGGAAUUGGAGGAGGAAAUGAUGAAAGAGAACAGACUCUCAAUCAGCUUUUGACUGAAAUGGAUGGCUUUGAAGGAAAUACUGGUAUAAUUGUCAUUGCAGCGACCAACCGUGCAGACAUUCUGGAUUCUGCUUUACUUCGGCCUGGUCGAUUUGACAGACAGGUUACGGUAGAUGUUCCAGAUGUUCGGGGACGUACAGAAAUCCUGAAGGUUCACGGCAGCAAUAAAAAAUUUGAGGCUGAUGUUUCACUUGAUGUUAUAGCAAUGAGAACUCCUGGUUUCAGUGGAGCAGAUCUUGCAAAUCUUUUGAAUGAAGCAGCCAUCCUGGCUGGCCGUCGUGGUAAACCGGCAAUAUCAUCGAAAGACAUAGAUGAUUCUAUUGACAGGAUUGUGGCUGGCAUGGAAGGAACCAUAAUGACAGAUGGUAAAAGCAAAAGUCUGGUUGCAUAUCAUGAAGUCGGACAUGCAAUUUGCGGAACAUUAACUCCAGGACAUGAUCCUGUGCAAAAGGUCACCCUCGUUCCACGUGGCCAGGCACGUGGACUGACAUGGUUCAUCCCCAUGGAUGAUCCUACUUUGAUUUCAAAGCAACAGCUUUUUGCAAGAAUUGUUGGUGGUCUUGGAGGAAGAGCGGCUGAGGAGGUUAUCUUUGGGGAAUCUGAGGUGACCACUGGUGCAGCUGGUGACCUACAGCAGAUCACUGGCUUGGCCAAACAGAUGGUGGUGACAUUCGGUAUGUCUGAGAUUGGUCCAUGGUCGCUUAUGGAUUCAGGAGCACAAAGUGGUGAUGUUAUCAUGAGAAUGAUGGCCAGAAACUCAAUGUCCGAGAAACUUGCUGAAGACAUCGAUGCUGCUGUGAAGCGGAUCUCAGACAGCGCAUACGAGAUUGCACUCAGUCAUAUUAGGAACAAUCGGGAAGCCAUUGAUAAGAUCGUCGAGGUGCUACUAGAGAAGGAAACGAUGACCGGCGAUGAAUUCCGAGCAAUUCUUUCCGAGUUUGUGGAGAUCCCUGUGGAGAACAGGGUUCCUGCGGCCACACCAGCUGCCGUCUCGGCUUAAUUUGCUACGUCAAAGAUAAACUUCUUGUCAUUAACCAUUUAACAAAGACUAUAUCUCAAUCUUUGUGUAAAACCCUUUUGAGGGUGAUCAUGUGAGAUACAAUCUGUGUAAUAUCUUGUUAGUCUAUAGCAAGUGUAAUGAAAUUUAUGAUCUCAAUAAACUGUAAAAGCAAGAUAAUUUUUGAACUUAAUGUGACACAUUCAAACA
Molecule: messenger RNA, 2423 nt
Organism: Musa acuminata subsp. malaccensis (wild Malaysian banana)
Lineage: Eukaryota; Viridiplantae; Streptophyta; Magnoliopsida; Zingiberales; Musaceae
Product: ATP-dependent zinc metalloprotease FTSH 2, chloroplastic
Biological process (GO): proteolysis
Cellular component (GO): membrane
Molecular function (GO): ATP hydrolysis activity; zinc ion binding; metalloendopeptidase activity
Source: RefSeq, a predicted model, not a curated record